Molecule: messenger RNA, 1340 nt
Organism: Vicia villosa (hairy vetch)
Lineage: Eukaryota; Viridiplantae; Streptophyta; Magnoliopsida; Fabales; Fabaceae
Product: 14-3-3 protein 7-like
Exons: 7
Coding region: 289-1065 (258 amino acids)
Biological process (GO): signal transduction
Cellular component (GO): cytoplasm
Source: RefSeq, a predicted model, not a curated record
AGCAUUGGGAUCGUGUGAUUGGCGUGAAGUAGAGACAGUAUUACAGCGAAUCAAAGCACAUCAAGAGUAUCAGUCCUUCCUAUUCGCGCGCUUCAUUCAUCUUUCAAAAUCUCACAUCCAUCCAACGGUUCAGAUCUAGUCUUCCACAACUUCCUCCACCUAUAUAACCACCCUACCCUGCAUUCCCUUCUUCCUCGCUCCCAUUCUUCUUCAUCAUCUUCUUCAUCGCAAUCACAUCACACAAAUCAUCACUUUGUUCUUCUCUCUCCCCUUUCUAAUUGCACAACAAUGUCGACGGAGAAGGAGCGAGAGACUCAGGUUUACAUGGCCAAGCUUUCUGAACAGGCAGAGAGAUACGAAGAAAUGGUUGAGUGCAUGAAGACCGUAGCAAAGCUUGAUGUUGAGUUAACUGUGGAAGAGAGGAACCUCCUGUCAGUGGGAUAUAAAAAUGUCAUUGGUGCACGGAGAGCCUCUUGGCGCAUUAUGUCUUCAAUUGAACAAAAAGAGGAGUCUAAGGGAAAUGAGAACAAUGUGAAACUGAUCAAGAGUUAUUGCCAAAAGGUUGAGGAGGAACUAUCCAAAAUUUGCAGUGACAUUCUCACCAUUAUUGACCAGCAUCUGAUUCCUUCUUCAACCACAGGAGAAGCUACUGUGUUCUACUAUAAGAUGAAAGGUGACUAUUAUCGAUAUCUUGCUGAGUUCAAGUCCGAUCAAGAUAGGAAGGAGGCAGCUGAGCAUUCACUGAAGGCCUAUGAGGCUGCUUCAGCCACUGCAAGCACAGAUCUUCCAUCAACACAUCCAAUCCGUCUUGGACUUGCACUCAACUUCUCUGUCUUCUACUAUGAGAUAAUGAACUCUCCUGAAAGGGCCUGUCAUUUGGCUAAACAAGCUUUUGAUGAGGCAAUAGCGGAUUUAGAUACCUUGAGUGAAGAGUCAUACAAGGACAGUACUUUGAUCAUGCAGUUGUUAAGAGACAACCUUACUCUUUGGACCUCCGAUUUACCUGAGGAUGGAGGUGACGAGUUCAAAUCAGAAGACGCCAAACUCAUUGAACCUGAGCACUGAUAUAGCACGUUGAUCCUGGACGCAUAUAAUGGCCAUGCUGCAAAGAGGGCAUUUUUCAGCUUAUCUUGCAGUUCAUCUCGAACGUACUUCAUAGUUACUGCUGUGUUCAUUUUACAUCCAACAAAUACUAUAUAGUUCGAUAUGUGGCUCCCCUUCUUUGUUAUAAUUAUCGAUUUUUUCCUUAUUGUUUUGAUAUGAUUCAAGUAGUCAUUUGAAGUAAUGGAUGAUAAUUUACAAAUACUUAAAUGUAUCUCUCUUUUUUCUUUGUUGAUUAA